ACAGCUCUCCAUGCAACCCACGAGCUCCCGCCCGCGUUUGCAGAACAAAGUGCCCGGUCCCAAAAGACCCGGGGAAAGAUGGGUGCCGAGAAGACUUUUUCUUUAGCAAUGCAGAGUCUCCCCCCGAGUUCCACCCUGGCGCCUCCCGGGGCGUGGCCAGAUCUAAUAAAAGGGGAUUGGGGGGCGGUGUCACUUGCUUUGCUGCUGCUGCGUUUUUCUGGCCUAACGUGGUGUUGCUGAGAAGCCAUGGCCAAAUACGUGGAGCUUUACACCAAGGCCAAGAUGCCCAUCCUGGGCCUGGGCACCUGGAAGUCACCCCCAGGGAAAGUAGCGGAUGCUGUGAAGAAGGCCAUCGACGUGGGAUAUCGCCACUUCGACUGCGCCUACGUAUACCAGAAUGAAAACGAAGUUGGCAGUGGAAUCCAAGAGAAAAUCAAAGAAGGGGUUGUGAAGCGGGAGGACCUCUUCGUUGUCAGCAAGCUUUGGUGCACAUUCCAUGAGAAACACCUGGUGAAGAGUGCGUGCAAGACAACCCUGGCAUCUCUGAAAUUGGAUUACCUGGACCUCUACCUCAUUCACUGGCCUGUCGGAUUCAAGGCUGGUGACAAUCUGUUCCCCGCUGACGAAAAAGGCAUGAUCAUAUCCAGCAACACAAACAUCCUAGACACCUGGGAGGCCAUGGAGGAACUGGUGGAUGCUGGGCUAGUGAAAGCCAUUGGCGUUUCCAAUUUCAAUCAUGGUCAAAUUGAGAGAAUCUUGAACAAGCCAGGAUUGAAGCACAAGCCAGCAAAUAACCAGAUUGAAUGCCACGUGUAUCUCACCCAGGAAAAGCUGAUUAGUUACUGCCAGUCCAAAGGGAUCACCGUCACUGCAUACAGUCCGCUGGGCUCUCCUGACAGGCCAUGGGCCAACCCAGAGGAUCCGUCUCUCCUGAAUGAUCCCAAGAUCAAAGAAAUUGCUGCUAAACACAAUAAAACUGCAGCUCAGGUCCUGAUCCGAUUUCAUAUCCAAAGAAAUGUGAUUGUGAUACCCAAAUCUGUCACCCCAGCGCGCAUUGAGGAAAAUUUUCAGGUGUUUGACUUUGACCUGUCCAAGGAGGAGAUGGAGACCAUCCUUAGCUUCAACCGGAACUGGAGAGUGUGCGCCCUGAGCAUGUGUGCUAAUCACAAAGAGUAUCCUUUCACAGCUGAAUAUUAAAGCCCUGUUCUCCUGCAAGCUACGGAUUGGGACAUCCAUCCACACCAUCUCAGCUUGUCCAUCUGUUCUCUUUCCACUGCAUUUGGAAACCUUCACAUUUCCAGCAUAGGUUCAGUAUGUUCUGAGCAACAGAAUUUGAAGGGGGGGGGGGGUAUUGAGUUUUUCUCCUUAUUAAGCAGAAAAAUCUUUGCCCUAACUAGCCACUGGACUACUACAGAGGUGAACAAUAACUAACAAUAACUUCUGUGUCAUCACUUCUUUUGACUGUUCCUGAAAAUGAGGCAGGUGGUUCAUGUCUCUUUGUGUGCUGAAAUAAAGGUUACGUGUUUUUCCAUUAAAAUUAUUGGGUCAUACACUCAACUGCUUUUCUGUUAAUGAAAGAGGGAUAAUUUUCCCUAGUCCUCUUCCAACCCAGAAAGCCUUUUCUUUAUAAAGACCCUCUUUUCCUAAGUAAUGUCUUUUCACAUGUCACAUGAGGAGGGAAAGAUUGUGUUGGCAAAGCAGUCGAGGAUAUAACUCCAUGUUCUUAGACUCCACAUUGAAACUGGGAGUUUUCGUGGUUACAGGUAUGUUGUUUGUGUUCAAUUAGCUUAUGGCUUGGUUCCCCAAAGAUUUUGGAAUGGUUUUUCAGACAGUACUUCUAAUAAAACCUGUCUAGUUA
Sphaerodactylus townsendi is the source of this 1858-nucleotide messenger RNA. Its product is annotated as aldo-keto reductase family 1 member B1-like. Gene Ontology annotation, cellular component: cytosol. The transcript is spliced from 10 exons. The record is from RefSeq and is a predicted model, not a curated record. Bases 247 to 1197 code for a protein of 316 amino acids. NCBI's taxonomy places the organism in Eukaryota, Metazoa, Chordata, Lepidosauria, Squamata, Sphaerodactylidae. Gene Ontology annotation, molecular function: aldose reductase (NADPH) activity.